Molecule: messenger RNA, 2621 nt
Organism: Eucalyptus grandis
Lineage: Eukaryota; Viridiplantae; Streptophyta; Magnoliopsida; Myrtales; Myrtaceae
Product: receptor-like protein EIX2
Exons: 4
Coding region: 1-2427 (808 amino acids)
Molecular function (GO): protein binding
Source: RefSeq, a predicted model, not a curated record
AUGGCAUCAGCCCCUGCCUUUGCACCCCUCAUAUUGUGGACUCUUCUCGUGUUUCAAUCAUUUGAGUUUGGCCAUUCCGAAGCUUUCACCAAUGUGAGCUGCUUUGGUACAGAGAGAGAAGCUCUCUUGAAAUUCAGGCAAGGUCUCAUCGACCAUUCUAAACGCUUGUCAUCGUGGACUAGUAAGGACUGUUGUGAGUGGAAAGGAGUCGAAUGCAGCAAAAAGACUGGCCAUGUUUUCAAACUUGAUCUUCGUAAUCCAUGCUUGGAGACCGACAUCUAUGGAGAUAUCAUAGGUUCGGAUCAGAGCAGCUUGGCAGGUUUUGACGGAAACAUACCUCAUCACCUCGGUAACCUGUCCAACUUGCAGUAUCUGGAUCUUGCUUGUUUUGGCGAGGGUUGGGGUUGGCGUUUAAAACUUCAUCUCCAUGGUCCUUUGGAGUCUCUAUCCGUCAACUUCACUUCUUUAAGAUUCCUGGAUCUAUCAGGCAAUUCCAUAAAUUCUACUAUUCCUCCCUGGUUCUACAACUUUAGCAAGCUCGAGUACCUAAGUCUGUCAGGAAACUCAUUGUCGGGACCUAUUCCAGUAAGUCUGGGGGAGCUAUCAUUUCUAAGAGAGUUACGUCUCAGAGACAACAAAUUGAGUGGGAACAUCCCAGGAAGUAUUGGGCGACUAUCUAAUCUAGAAGUGUUGGUCAUAACAAAUAAUUCUUUGAACGGAGUUGUUAGUGAAUCGCACUUUGCAAAUCUCACGAGCCUGACUCUUUUGGGCAUUUCGUCUAAUGAACUUGUUUUAAGCUUUGAUCCCGCCUGGGUUCCUCCAUUCCAACUUCAGUACAUUGGCGUGACAGAUUGUUAUGUGGGACCAAAAUUUCCAUUGUGGCUUCAAACACAGAGGAAUAUUUCAUACUUGCGCAUGGCCAAUGCACGCAUCUCAGAUGAAGUUCCCAAUUGGCUUUCUGACAUUUUACUUAACGUUGAACAUAUUGAUCUCACUAACAAUACGCUCAAAGGCCCCAUUUCCAGAAUGGACUUAAACAAGAUGCCACUGUUAGGAUUGCUUGGUCUUGCUGAUAACAAUCUCAGCGGCAGCAUACCGAAUUCUCUAUGGGCGAUGGAGAACCUAUAUCAUCUUGAUCUGGCAAGGAACCAACUAUCCGGGACAAUACCCUCUCUAAGCCCCAUUUCCAGAAUGGACGGAAACAAGAUGCCACGGUUAAUACGUUUUUAUCUUGAGGGUAACAAUCUCAGCGGCAGCAUACCAAAUUCACUAUGUGCGAUGGAGAACCUAAUUCAUCUUGAUCUGUCAAAGAACCAACUAUCCGGGAGACUACCCUUAUGUCUGAAAAAGUUGAAAGCAUUGGAAAUGAUUUCGCUGGGUGACAACAGGUUAAGAGGUCAGAUUACUAACUAUUUCUGCCAUUUUAAGCAAUUAGCAGUUCUGAACCUGCAUAAAAAUGGCUUCGACAAAGUGCUUCCCCAAUGUUUGUCAAACCUAACUGAACUUGUGUUGCUUGAUCUAAGUGAUAAUGACUUCACUGGUGAAAUUCCUCCAUUUGGACGACGUUUUAAACGAUUAAGCAUCAUCAAUCUUGAGAACAAUAGUCUCACCGGAGGCAUUCCCACGCAACUCUGCCAACUUGAUUCUCUUCGGUUUUUAAGCCUAGCACGGAACAACAUUUCCGGAAGCAUUCCGCUGUGUUUUAAUGGAUUGUUAUCUAUGGUUGAAGGCAUAGAUCCGACAGACUCCCUUUGGUCAUAUCCGACAAUCAUUUACGUCAUGGUUCAUGCAAAGAGAACUACCCGACUAUACGACAAGACACUCCAUUUCUUCCAUUCCAUUGACUUAUCUGCAAACAAUUUAAAUGGCGAAAUACCAAAAGAGUUGACUAGGCUCGUCCAACUUCAGAAUUUGAACCUCUCUCAAAACAAUUUGAGUGGGAAAAUCCCUUCAAACAUUGGCAACCUCAAAAACUUAGAAUCCCUUGACCUAUCCAACAACGGGAUUUCUGGUAGAAUCCCUCCUAGCAUAUCCAGCUUAGACUUUCUAAGUUGUCUCAAUCUCUCAUUCAAUAAUUUAUCAGGCCCUAUUCCUUCAAGCAGUCAUCUACGUACUGUGGAUGAUGAAUCUGUGUAUCGCGGUAAUGACGGACUUUGUGGAGCUCCUCUUUCAAAAGUUUGCCCUAGAGAUGGUGAUUUUCAUAAUGGAGGCGAACCUAAUGAAGGCAAUCUGGACAUCCAUAAUUGGUUCUAUGCGGGCCUGGGGCCGGGAUUCGCAAUUGGAUUCUUGGGAUUUUGUAGUGCAUUGCAUUUCAAGCAGUCUUGGAGGAUAUCUUACUUUCAAGCAAUAGAUAAGAUCAUUGAAAAGCUGAUGAUAUUAGGGAUGAUUACCACGCUUCAGUUCAAAAGAGCUUUUCAGGAGAGUUGAUUACCAAAUAUGGACCUCAGGCACAACCCCAAGCAUUAAGUAGCGUUCGUGAGAGUUGAAGAAAUUUAUCAGAUUCGAUAGACAGACAUAUGUUUGUAUCAUAAACUUAGAAGUUCCUCUCUUCAUGAUUAGAAACAUUGUAUCAGUAGCUUAUGUACGUAACGAACUCUUUGUAUUACAUAAAGCUAGCAAAA